This is a messenger RNA of Syzygium oleosum, 2673 nucleotides long. Its product is annotated as transcription factor bHLH145-like. The record is from RefSeq and is a predicted model, not a curated record. The coding region runs from base 953 to 1993 and encodes 346 amino acids. The transcript has 4 exons. NCBI's taxonomy places the organism in Eukaryota, Viridiplantae, Streptophyta, Magnoliopsida, Myrtales, Myrtaceae.
CUCCUUCCUUCCUUCCUUCCUCCUUCCUUCUCUCUCUCUCUGUUCUCUGUUGCGAGGUUGCUUUUUCCUGCGAGCGUGGUGCGAGGCUGAACUGGUCUUUGGCCCGUUUCUUCUGCAGAGCUUCCACCCUUCUUCUUUUCGUCGACACCGUCUGGUCUUUGAAUCAGUUCUUGGCGAGGACCAGUUGCGGUGAUUGAAGCAGAAGGGAGAGAACAGCAUGCGUUGCUGGUUGAGUCUCUCUGUUGAUGUCUUCCGCGAAGUCAUCUCUUUGAAUCUAGAUUGCAGAGUCAUUCUAUAAUUUGGAUUACCGACUUUGAGCUUCAUUUCACGCUCUGUUUCACUAGAACCUUUAUUUUAUAAUGGGGUCGAAUUUCUUUGUUGUCGUUCCCUGCUACGUCCGCCAAAUUAGCUGAAUAUCAUGCCGUCCACUUGUUCCGAUUCAGAUUUCGCCCGAGAAGUUGGUCAUUAACUUUCGUCUCUUUUGGUCAUUUGAGUUUGGGAAUUUGUUUCUUGGGAUCAUCAGUCUGUUGUUUUCUGCUUCACUUUCCGGGUCUAUAUUUGCUCAUUCAUUCUGGUUGUUGAUUGAUCCGUGUUGAAAGAUUUAUCUCCUUCAUAUUCUUGAGAUCUGAGGGGUGGGGAAGUGUAGUUAUGGUGUGCCAAGCAGCAAGCCAGACAAGAUUUCGGGCAAUGAAACACGAAAAUGGGACUGCUGGGAAUUCAACAAUAGUUGUUAGAAUCAUAGCAUGCUUUCAACCUCUUCAUGAUUGCCAGGCCGAAUAUUUCCGCCAUUUGCUAAAACCUGUCACGUAGAUUGAUCUAGUUCUAUACUUUUCAAGUUUAGCUGGAGUUUUUAGGUUCUUUCCCCUUUGUUUUUUUGGAGGAAACAGCAAGUGAGCAACAACUUCAAUUGAUAGAAACCUUCUUUGGGUGACUGAUCGAACUCGAUCUUUGGAUGGGAGAAUAUUUUGGGGCCUGGAAUUCACGGCAUUUCAAUAUGCAAUUGCCUACUUUCGAUCCAUUGUCUGCUCCAUUUGCUCUGGGGCAUGAAUAUGUCCUUUCAACUAGUGCAGUCACAGGUGCGAAAAUGAUCUCUAAUGAUGCUGGGUGGCCACCACAUGCCCAUAAAGAACUGCCUACUUCACGUAUUGGCCAAUUUGAUGAAGCUCACGGUUGGUUUUAUUGUCUGCCACGCUUUAGGCAGGCUUUUAUACCAGAACUUAACAGUUCUGUUCUUAAAGACAGAUCUCUUGUUGGUCCUUCAGUAGAUUUCGAUGUUGACAGUAGACCGUGGACGAGUUCUGGAUUUGUUGAGAAGAAAUUUGUUGUUUUCGAUCAAGCGGUGGGCCAUACUAGGAUAUUUUAUAGCUCAGGGAUAAAAAUUCCCAACCAUUGCCCAAAUUCCCUGGGUGUCCCUCAUCACAUCAAUGAAGAAGUUGUGAGAAGGAAAAGCGACGUAAAUUUUCUGUCUGGACCGACCACCCCCAACUUUAAGGAUGAUCAUGGGGAUGAUGUGCAAAGCGAGAUGCAUGAAGACACAGAAGAAUUGAAUGCUUUACUUUACUCGGAUGACGAUUCUGAUGACUCUGAAGAGGAUGAAGUUGAUAGCACUGGUCAUUCUCCUAGCACGAUGACGGCUCAGGAGAAGGAAGAAUAUUUUGGAGAAAGCACGGAGGUUGUUGCCAGCUCUGCAUGGCCAACAAAGAAGCGAAGCCUUGUGGAUGCCUCGAGUUCUUCCACUCAAAACCGACACAAUGAGAAUGAAAUUGAGGCAGAUUCUAAUGCCGGUGAUAGGAGCAGUUUUUCAGGUGAAGUCAAUUCCACGUGCUGCAACAAAAGGUUGUGCAAGGAGAGAAUUUGCGAGACUGUGAGCCUUUUGGAGAAAGUACUUCCUGGCACAAAAGGAAAGGAUGCGACUGUUGUACUCGAUGAAGCUAUCCGUUACUUGAAUUCUUUGAAGGAUGAAGCCAAAGCUUUGGGAUUUUCUACUAUGUGACUUGGACAUAAAAUCUGCGGUUGCCCUUGUCACAAUUACUCCGCGAUACAUUAUUUUGGCGAGGAAGCACAGGGAAUAAGUUGAGUACGAGGCUGUUGAAUUUCUCUAUUUAACAGUUCAAGCAUUUGCACUUGGAAGUGAUGGUGAAGUUGGACGGCUGCAUAAACAAAUUCUUGGUUCUGUCGUCCUUUGGUAAUGGUUGGUACAAUCAGCGGGAAUGAGAUUUGGCUUGUGGUCUUCCUCUUGCAUAGUGUCGUGACUUUUGGCAAAACAUUGCUUGCCGUUCUUCAUGCCGAUGGACCGUGUACAGAGUCUGGAUACUAUUGCCGUUACUGAUGGGGGAGCCGACUCAUGCUUGCCCGUCCCCCAGUCUCUCUUGUACUUUGUGCAGGAUCAAUGUGGGAGCCCACUCAUGCUUGCUCCCAGCCCCCAUUCUCUUUACUUUCAUCACUCAUACGUUGGGUAGGAUCACAGGCAGAGACAAUGUCCGCCUGCACCAUGUUAUUCAUAUUGUGCUCCCAAGUCGUUGUGUAGGUACUCUGUUUGAUCUCUUAUCCAUCAGGGACGCUGAUGGUUUGAUUAUUUGACAGUAUCAGUUUAGUAAAAUGUUGGGGACAGUGGCUGCUGCUAGAAAGUUGUAAGCGUUUUGCUGCAUUUGGUUUUAAGUGUGCUGUUUAUUA